Molecule: messenger RNA, 527 nt
Organism: Leptosomus discolor (cuckoo roller)
Lineage: Eukaryota; Metazoa; Chordata; Aves; Leptosomiformes; Leptosomidae
Source: RefSeq, a predicted model, not a curated record
AUGAAGCACAUGGAGAACAUCUCCAGCCUCUUCCAGGGCGACUACCAGCGGCCGGAUCCCAAAUCGGAGGGGGAGGCGGUGGCCGCUCCCGGGGAGCAGCCCUGGGAGAUGAUCAUGGACAAGAAGCACUUUAAGCUCUGGCGGCGGCCGAUCGAGGGCACCCACUUGUACCAGUACCGAGUGUUCGGGUCCUACACGGACGUGACUCCCAGGCAGUUCUUCAACGUACAGCUGGACACGGAAUAUAGGAAGAAAUGGGACUCGCUGGUCAUCAAAUUGGACGUGAUUGAGAGAGACCUGGCCACGGGGUCGGAAGUGAUUCACUGGGUCACUCACUUCCCGUACCCCAUGUACUCCCGGGACUACGUGUACGUCCGGCGGUACAGCGUGGACAAGGAGAACAACCUGAUGGUGCUGGUCUCCCGGGCCGUGGAGCAUCCGAGCGUCCCCGAAGACCCCGAGUACGUUCGGGUCAGAACCUACGAAUCCCAGAUGGUGAUCCGGCCCCACAAAACCUUCGACGAGGU